CGUGGUGUCGCAACAGAACGUGGUGUCGCAACAGAACGUGGUGUCGCAACAGAACGUGGUGUCGCAACCGAACGUGGUGUCGCAACCGAACGUGGUGUCGCAACCGAACGUGGUGUCGCAACAGAACGUGGUGUCGCAACAGAACGUGGUGUUGCAGCAGAACGUGGUGUUAUUACAGAA
Molecule: messenger RNA, 180 nt
Organism: Helobdella robusta
Lineage: Eukaryota; Metazoa; Annelida; Clitellata; Rhynchobdellida; Glossiphoniidae
Exons: 1
Source: RefSeq, a predicted model, not a curated record